AUGCAAACACCUACACCUCCUCCCGCUGUUGCGACUGCACCACUCUUCCGUGAACUGGAAGAGCGCACAGCCAACCACCGUGUCCACUGUGAUGAGCACACAGUGAACACUGUGGCAAGUGCGGUGCACGCAAUUCGGAAAUGCACUGAGGAGCUUGCAUACCAAGACACGUUAAAGGCUGAGAAUCGUAAGGUGAAAGAGGAAUUCCGCGACCUCUUCCCUGAUGAUAUACCCCACCUCGAUGAACUCCCCACUAAUGUCUACCACCAAUUUCUACUCAAAGACCCCAACAUGUUCAUUCAACAUCGACAGUAUGACUGCCCCAAAAAGUACCGCAAAGCUUGGAAGCAACUCCUCGAUGGGCACCUCCGCACUGGUCAUAUGCGUCCUUCCGACAGCCCAUAUGCUUUGCCUGCUUUCCUCAUACCGAAGUCUGACCCCACAGCUCUCCCACGCUGGGUUAAUGACUAUCACGCACUCAAUGCCAACAUGGUCCCUGAUAUGCACCCUCUCCCGCUUAUCAGUGACAUUCUGGCCGAUUGCACAAAAGGUAAAAUCUGA
This is a messenger RNA of Sparassis crispa, 561 nucleotides long. RefSeq lists its product as hypothetical. The transcript has a single exon. The record is from RefSeq and is a predicted model, not a curated record. Bases 1 to 561 code for a protein of 186 amino acids. Lineage: Eukaryota; Fungi; Basidiomycota; Agaricomycetes; Polyporales; Sparassidaceae.